Dujonia railenensis is the source of this 2640-nucleotide messenger RNA. The record is from the annotation of a GenBank genome assembly. NCBI's taxonomy places the organism in Eukaryota, Fungi, Ascomycota, Pichiomycetes, Serinales, Debaryomycetaceae.
AUGGAUUUAGAGAAACCAGCCGCUGCCUACAAUCCAAACAAACCCCCGGUGCAGUCGUCGUUGACAAGGCUCCUCAACGAGUCUGGAAGCAACCAGGCUCUGCCGAUCCCCUCCAAGAGCAACUCGCAUGUUUCGCUCAAGCAAGUGUCGCAGGAUACAAACUCCCUGGAGACGACGGACCAGCAGAAGGACCAUCAACUACCCAAAGUGCUGGUGAUUCAUCCGGAAGAUCAGUCACCCCGGAAUGUUGCCCAAGCCGGCCAAGGCAUUGGUGUCUCUCCAACUAAUAUCAAGCUGACUGGUACAGGUGCCGGCGGCAAUCCAGUCCCAACAGCUAUUAACACUGGAGCUUCCGCCACUCCUGUCGUUGGUGGAUUCGAAGUGGCCUCUAAUUCGCCUAAGACUGCAAACCGUCCUGUCUUUACUCACUCAUAUUCUUCGUCAUCGGCCCCCCGAUCUCCCAGAGUCACCAGAAAUGGGUCAAUAAGUCAUUCCUCCUUCUACGGGCAAGAAAGUUUGUCUUCAUCCAUUCCAUAUAGUGCUCCAGGUGGUAGAUCCACUAGCAACUUGUCAAGCUCGUUGACCGCAAACAACAACACCAUUAAUAAUAGUUCCAAUGCUAGCAACGGGGGCUCUACUGCCACCCUUACGGAAUCUAAAUCUAACGACUACACUCCCAACUUACCUAACGGACAACCAAUCUCAUCCAUCCACAUCCAGUCGCCUCAGGUUCAUUCCUCAGCAAUCGACUCUAGAUUUGUCAUCUCUAAGCAAAGGGUGGCCCAAGCGCAGGCACAAGCUCAAGCCAACGCCCUGUAUGGAUCAGCACAAAGAUCUGGCUCUCAGUCGGGCCUCUCAUUUUUCUUUUCUUCGAAGAACAAGAACUCCAUCAAAAGAGAUUCAUCCAGCUCUACCGAUUUAGGUUCAUUUUAUAAUAAUUCGUACCAAGACAACAACGUCAAUAAUAGCAUCAACAAUAACAAUGAUAUAAAUGUGCAUUACAACAACGCUGGAGGUUCAGUCAUUGCCAGCUCACCAUCAUCCAUUUCUUCCAGUGAUUCUAACUACUCAUCGCAGUUUAGUGCUCCAUCGAGACAUAACUCUAUGGCAAACUUGAAGAGAUUCUUUAAGAAGAAUCCGACCUCUCUGCAACCGGUUACGACUUCCAAUUUAUCAUCUUCACUUCGUUCAACUAACGGUACCGCUGGUGGUGCAGGAUCUAACCCUGGCGCAGUUCCUAUUAGUGGAGCCUCAACCCCAACUCCUACAAACUUCCAAUCAAGCUCAUUCGGGCCUGGUAGUGGCUCUCUUACUGCAAGUUCAUCAUACGCUUCUUAUUCGCAGUCGCCAAGCACCAAUGGAUUCACCGUUGGCUCUUCAUCAAUUUCCAGAUCUUCAUCUGUAUUGCAAAAUAAAAUGAAUUAUCAGCAAGACAGAAGAGGAUCUGUCUCAACUUUGAUUAGUACGCAGCAAUUGCCAUUUUCAAAGAGGUACUCUAAAUUUGGUGAAAACUUGGGAGCAGGAGCUGGAGGUGCUGUCAAGUUGGUAACAAGAUUAUCAGACAAGAGGGUGUUUGCUGUGAAGGAAUUUAGAACCAAGUAUCAAAAUGAAACUAAAAGGGACUAUGCUAAGAAGAUCACUGGGGAAUACUGUAUUGGAUCUACUUUAAAGCAUCCCAAUAUUAUCGAGACAGUGGAAAUCUGUUAUGAAAAUGAGAGAAUUUUGCAAGUGAUGGAAUAUUGUGACUUUGACUUAUUCGCUAUCGUUAUGUCCAACAACAUGUCUAGAGAAGAAAUCAACUGUUGUUUUAAACAAGUCUUAUCAGGAAUCAGCUACUUACAUUCUAUGGGAUUGGCUCAUAGAGAUUUGAAGCUCGAUAACUGUGUUAUCGAUUCAAGAGGAAUAGUGAAGAUUAUUGAUUUUGGCUCAGCUGUUGUAUUCUCGUAUCCUUUCACCAAGACCUUGAUUGAAGCACAAGGAAUCGUGGGAUCUGAUCCAUACUUGGCUCCAGAAGUGUGUGUUUUCAAUAAAUAUGAUCCUAGACCGGUCGAUGUAUGGUCUGCAGCAAUAAUAUACUGCUGUAUGAUGCUCAAGAAAUUCCCAUGGAAGGUGCCAAAGUUGUCCGAUAAUAGUUUCAAAUUAUUUGCGUCAGGUAGAAGCGAAAUAUUACCAAUCAGCGAGGUGUUGAAAAGAACACCAGAUCAGGCAGCUCCAGCUAUGUUGAGUGCCGACGUGAAUAAUUUAAAGUUGGACGAUAUAAGCGAAACCGAACAAACGAACUCAACAAGUACUCCACCCAAAACCGUCGGCAACUCACCAACUAAUUCUACGACCGAAGUCAACGGCAAGGCGCAUACCUCUACAGAAACAGGUCCUGGUAGACUCUUAUUGGCAUUACCUGAAGAUUGUAGACCAUUGAUUGGGAAAAUGGUAGAAUUAGCGCCAGCUUGUCGUAUUACCAUUGAGGAAUGCAUGACCGAUGACUGGUUGCAAUCGGUUCACAUGUGUACUGUGGAAGAGAGAUUACUGGCUGAUGGUGCCCUUAAUUAUGAAGUACUUGCUGGUGGAGACCAUAUUCACACUCAAGUGGACCAGUCCAAGGCCCACAUCGCUGCAUUUGAUAAGAAUAAGAAGAAGUAG